AUGGCGCAGCUCUUGUUAAAAGCCUUGGCCCUGGCAACACCCACUCUUACCAAUUCUGUCCCGGCCUCACGAUACACCGCUUGUCAGGCACUGGCUGGCGAACAUCCACUGGCCGAAUGUCCCAAAGGCACCCUCUUCGUGAGCGCGACAGACAAGCGCGCCAACUUUACGACGGUUCAGGAUGCCGUCCGAUCCCUGCCCAACGACACUUCCGCCCAGACCAUCCUCAUCGGGGCUGGCAAGUACACGGAGCAGGUCAACGUGACGAGGCCCGGUCCGCUGAUGCUGCUGGGAGAGAUCUCGUCCAAGGACAACCGCCGUCCGUACGCGGAUGUUCAAACUGGAGAUCAGGUGGAGAACAAGGUGCAGCUCUGGUGGAAUUCUGCCAACACGAACGGUACUCGAUUUCCCGAUAAUGUGUGGACGGGCGUGCUGACGGUCGGGCCGACUAUCAACGCUACCUUUACCGGAGCCGGACCGACAGGAUGGCCAGUGGACCCAGACACACCGAUGGGCUGCUCCGACUUUAAAGCCUACAACAUUGACUUUCGCAAUGAAUACACAGAGUGGUCGGCGGGUCCUGCUCUGACGUACACUGUUGCUUAUGCAAAUGCGAGCUUUUACUCUUGUGGAUUUUAUAGCUGGCAGGAUACUAUCUUUGUCGGAAAACUCGGCAACGUGUACAUGCACGACACCAUCAUCGCAGGGCAGACGGACUACAUCUACGGCUUCGGAACCCUCUGGGUCGAGGCCUCGACCCUGGUCAGCCGGAGCUGCCACUACGUGACGGCCAUGAAGGGGGCCAACACGACCUUUGCCAACAAGUACGGCGCGUACAUAUCCAACUCGCGUUUCAUCUCCAACAACGCCACCGUGCUGAACGGGACGCAAAAGUGCGCGCUCGGCCGGCCGUGGAACGACGCGCACCGCUCCGUCGUCAUGAACUGCUACCUCGACGAGCAGAUCCUGCCCGAGGGGUACGCGGAGUGGGCCGGACGGCCCGCCGGCAACAUCGGGCCCAACACCACCAUGGCCGUGUACAAGACGUUCGGGCCAGGCAGUAACGUCACCGCCAUGCUGGCAGGAGGCGUGACGCAGAAUUUCACAGCGGACCAGGUGGAGCCUUAUUCGUCGCCCGAGAAGGUGUUUAUGACGCCGCAGGGGGUGCAGCCGAAUGUGGCUUGGAUUGAUCCUUUAGUAUCGGACUGGUUCCGUGGGAGGGAGAAAGGAAGCAGGAAAAAAGAAGUUUAG
Molecule: messenger RNA, 1251 nt
Organism: Pyricularia pennisetigena
Lineage: Eukaryota; Fungi; Ascomycota; Sordariomycetes; Magnaporthales; Pyriculariaceae
Exons: 2
Coding region: 1-1251 (416 amino acids)
Biological process (GO): cell wall modification
Molecular function (GO): pectinesterase activity
Source: RefSeq, a predicted model, not a curated record